Messenger RNA from Lactuca virosa, 291 nucleotides. NCBI's taxonomy places the organism in Eukaryota, Viridiplantae, Streptophyta, Magnoliopsida, Asterales, Asteraceae. The record is from the annotation of a GenBank genome assembly.
AUGGUACUGUCGAUGACUUCAUACUACCACUACUGGGACGGAUCUGCUGCAGAAGGUCACCACAGUACCACCGCUACUCCUUCAUCCAAGCCAUUAAACCCUAAAUCGUGUUCGACAGGUGAAUGUCAAAUCAGGGCUUCCUGCCACCACCAGUACUUAAAGAAUUAUUCCUCAAUUCUGACUGUUCAUCCAGAGAUAAUAGAAGGAAGAUCAGGAACAUUAGUGAUUGAGUCAUUCGUGGUGGAUAUUCCUGAUGGAAACACAAAGGAUGACACGUGUUACUUUGUGUAG